Molecule: messenger RNA, 5601 nt
Organism: Anoplophora glabripennis (Asian longhorned beetle)
Lineage: Eukaryota; Metazoa; Arthropoda; Insecta; Coleoptera; Cerambycidae
Exons: 2
Coding region: 343-3855 (1170 amino acids)
Source: RefSeq, a predicted model, not a curated record
UCGAAUGUUAAUCUUCGCCCGGUUCUAAAAUGAUUGGGAUAUUCGGGAGAGUGCAUUUUUAAGUGUGUACGAGUGUGUGUGUGGCCUGUGGUUUUUUGCCCUGACGGUGAUUAGUUCUGUGCUUGUCGAGAGUUACCGGGGGUUGACAGUUUGUGGAAUAAUAGCCCUCUUGGAGGAUCCGUUGUUGUCUUUGGCGCCUUUAAUGGAUUACACUUGCUGCAUGGGGUCGUUUUGACUUGCGGGGAAUUAGCCAGGUUUUAGAAAGGGUCGCCGAUCUUCUUCACAUGACCCACCUCUAACCAUCCGUCACGUCACCCCACCCGCGUCCAUCAUGAAACUCAAAUGAUCUCUUCACCGUCACGGUAUGGCAACGAGGACAUCUCAGCAACGCCGUUGACUUCCACGCCCCCAGUGCAAUUCGGAAGACGUAGAAAUAUGGACGCCAGUGAUACGUACCCCAGUGGCGCUGGCGUCACCCCGUUCAAUGAAACCCGAAUACCAGUACGCCAUCCUCGAGGUGACCCUCGAGAUAGGGACUCUGAUAUGCGUCAUGACGCUCAUACGGGCCUUCCCCCUGGCAGUGAACGUGCUGGAAGAGCUGGCGCUGGCAGCUAUCGCGCGCGCCACCCUAGCGGGUUAGAGGACUGCUUCGCCGACCGCGGCGAAAUCGUUAUCUGUGAUUGUUUACAUUGUGAAAAAGACUGCACCCGUUACUUUAGUCGUAUUGUAGUAUUCACGUUUAGUUUACUCAGAAUUUUUACGUGCCUAUAUAAAAGUCAAUGGUCAAUUGUGAGGAGAGACUCCGGUUGCGGCUACGGCCGCCUGCUGCUCGCGGCGCUGCUGUUCGUGUCCCUCGCCAGUGCGCAGGCCGCCGCCAGCGAGUUCGACAAGUGGGUGCAGGAGAAGGACAUCGCGGCCGUCUUCAACAAAGUGGCUUACGGCAGCACCACCAAGAGGUCCAUCCCGGACAACGCCUACCCGGUCACUACCUUGGCCACGCCGCUGCUCACCACGUACCGUUACUCGGACGGGAACGACGAGUGGCUGAGGGUGGACCUGAAGAAUUCGGACUCGAAUCGGGAGAGCGGACGGGCCAGCGUCGACUUUGAACAGCCCGACUUCCAAGGCGAGAAUACUCGCAGGGAUCUAGACGGCGGUUACGGAGCGGACCUGGAGAAAGACCACGUCCUGCCAACUUCAGCGCCGGCCGCCGACAUCCUGAAGAAUAACAACAACAAGAACUACAACAACCCUAACAGGUACAAUAACGACCGAUUAAGGCCGGAUUUCGCUCCGAACAACCAGGAGCAGGUCACCGAGAACGUGUACAAGACGACCACCACGUACAACAUACUCAGAAACGUCAGACCGACAAAGUCUAUGUACAGCAAGGAACCACCGAGCUACGUACCCCCUAACAGGGCUUUCUUUACUCCGCCUCUACCUCCCGAGUACCAAAACCCCUUCGCCGACAAGCCUACUCUAAGGGGUACAAACUCCGACAGUUUCGUGAAUCGUCGACCUAUACCCCCGCCGAGUUUAAUGCCGAACAGACAAGACAGGAUACCUUUUAGGCCCGACCUGCCCAAAGUCAACGCUGAAAGGGUGCCCGAAAGGCCUAACGCCAACAAUAACAACGAACAGUCGCGACCCGCCAACCCCAGCCAAGCCAACCAAGACAAGAACGAGAAGAAGAAGUCGUUGAACACUCCCUCACAAAACGUGCGAGGGGAGUUCUACGGCUUGAACAGGAACGUGAACGAGAGCAACUUCGAGUACGAAAAAAGUUACGUCCCCUCCAUCACCAGGAUUCUAAGCGGAUCGAACGGUAGACACGACGAUAUACCCGAUAUACUUCUACGGACGGUGACCGCCACACCUAAUGUGCCACGUUACGAGCCUAAGAUACCCAAAACUAGGGUCCCGGCGGCGGAGCCCAGUUCCAAGGUUCAAGACCCGGAAGUAAAAGACCCGGAACCGCCGAAGGUGGAGGAGCCGAAGAACGAAGAAGUCGUCGUUUCCAAAAAAGAGGUGGUCCAAGAUUCCAGACCUCCAGACCGCUCCGAGAGCGUCACAAUUAAAAAGGAGAUUCCCGUACCGGAAAAGAAGAACCACCCGGAGGACGUGACGACGCAGAUGUCGGACAUGGUCAACAUGCCCAACGUCAAAGAGAAGGAGAACAACGUGACCAAAGCCAACUCCGACGAGAUUUGGGUGAUUUGUUGGAAUGUGCACGUGUACCUAGUAGUCUUCGGCUACAUCCUCCUAGCCAUCUUCUCCAUCUACAAACUCAUUCGAUACGAGAACGACCCCCACAUGUUCUCCAAGAGUUACUUCCUCACCAUCCACCUCAUGUUGACCGUCAUCUGCGUCCUUCGCAUCUUCUAUCUCAUGUACGACCCCUACAACGUCUACAACUCGUUCUCCGUCUUCCUCUACGAUUUCCUCCAUAGCUUUCCCUUGAGCCUCCUCGCUACGACUUUCGCCGUACUGAUACUGUUCUUGCUGAAAAGGACUUUGACGCACCUGGAGGUCAAGACUCGUCCGGUUUUUCUGGUGGUGUUCGCUUUGCUGCAUAUCGUCCUGUGCUUGUGCCUGAGCAUCGUCGAGGCUUUUGGACACUUGGAAAAAGCUAGUUUAACUAUAUGUAAACCGGUGUUCGUGUUGCUGGCUUGGGCGUUGGGCUUUAGCUACCUGUACCUCUACAGAAUCAUCAAGAACGUACUGGCGAAGAAGAGUCAGAACCUGUCGGAAAUGUGCACCCAAAAUAUAUCCUACGCUAGUCAUAUAACCAUCGCCGUGGCUUUACUCUUUGUGCUGCUUGGGUUGGUGCAGUUGUACGCUUUGUUCUUCAUUAAAGUUGAUCGAUUUAACACCGAGAUAAAACACCACUGGAUACUGUGGAGUUUCGAAUUGUCCGUUAGGUUCAUAGAGAUUUCCAUCAUAACGCUCUUGGCGAUAGUGGUGAGUUUGAAGAUGUCCCAGAGGGAGAAGCAAUCCGCAGGUGGUUUUCCUUUGUUCCCCUGCACCACUAGCGAUUCCAGCACCGAUAAUAUCUAUCCCAACAACUGCAAUACCAACCCCAACGCGUUGAAUUACAGUAGGCAGGAAAUGAUCAUGGAUAACAUUCCUACGGAGACGGUAGAGAGGCCUAACCUUCUGAAGAACGCCUUCCAAAACGAUUCUUUCGACAAAAAAUCGACCUUGGAGCGCUACCAGAGCGACGGGGAGCGCGGUAGCAACUUCGACAGGUUCGAGAGGCCUAAGUGGGGUUCGGACAGGUUCGACUCGCGUCAGAACAUCGACGGGGCGAGUCUGAAUAAUUUCAUCCAGCCCAACUCCGGUAAUUUCGAACGCGGGGUUCACAACUCGGCUCACAACUCGGCUCACAACUCCAUGAGGAACGAGAGAUCGUCGGCGAGGAAGGGCUUCGACUCCGCCAAGUACUACAGCAAGCCGAAGUACGACGUCGAGUACAACAACGACGAUUACCAACACGACAUGUUCGCUAACCCCACGGAGAGGAACAUCUACAGCGAGCCCGUGGACAACCCCAACGCCCAACACCAAUACGAGCGCACCAGACACGAGUUCGAGCGGUCAGACUUCGACAGGCGUUCGAGGAACAGUUCCAACACCUCCGGUCGCAGGUCCACCGGCCGCGCGAGGAAGAACCACCCCCGGCCCCACCUGGGGGUGCAGACGCUGCCGAACCACGACCGCCACCAGAUUCCCGACUCCAUGCUGGUGGACGAGCAGGGCUUCGUGCGGUUCCGGCACAUGCAGGAGGAGCUGGAGAAGCCCAAGAAGGUCAAACGCCAGACCAGCGACCAGAACCACUAUAGCGACGCGUAACUCUACGUUAGGGCUAGAAAAAAACGCACAGACGGCGAGGUAUUUUUAUAAAAGUGAGUACAGGAUGGAUUGGGGAGCGGGUGGGGCAGUUUCCUAGCUGGAUUUGCGGUGUCGAGCGGGGUCAAAUCUGGACGGUGAACUGGACAUAGAUAUUUAUUUAUUUUUUAUACGCAGGCCUGUACUUAAAAGUUUUAGCUAGUUCCAUCGAUUAUUUACAAAAAAAGAGGAUAUAUCUGUUUUCUGUGUGUUCUUUUCUUGCCGCCCGUUGGGUGAGUGAUGGAUGACGCGACAAAUUAGAUAUUUUGGCCUAAAUUUCGAGGAGCCUUUCGUAGCGUAAGCCAAGCCAAAAUUGAGAUUGUAAACCUAACCAUGACGUUUUAUAUACUGAGAACAAAAAAGACAUUAUAGGCAUUUAUCGAUGUUUUGUUUUAAUAAGUGAUAAAUAUGAAAUACUCUUGCAUUUUUCAAUGUUGAAUAUUGAAAUAUUAAAAGAUUAACACUAAUUGUUAGAGAUAGUGUAUCGUAAAUAUAUUAUGAAAGAAUAUACUUUAAUUAAACAGGUAGUAAAACGUGUAUAUUGCAAAUUUUGUAUAUAUUAAUAUUAAGUGACAACUAUACUUUUAAUUUUUUUAUAUUUUAUACAUUAUUUGUACGAUACAGGGUGUUCGUGUUAUAAAACCUGGCAGCUGCAGCUAGAGCUCUUAACUGUUACAUUAGAGUGAAAGAAAUCGGAGAUUGUUCCCUCUUCAAAGCGAUCCUCUGUGCCCUGUAUGGAAAUUUUAUUUAUAGAAAAAAAAUGACUGAAUUUUCAUAUUUAUUAAUUUCGGCUGAAUGAACAAGAUAAAUUAAUUGACCGUCCUAAAAUUUAACAGAGAGUCGCGGAAAAUUAGUAUUCCGUGAAAACUGAUGUUCCGCGAUUGCGACCUUUUCAGGGUUCGUCGGCUUCACAGUCAAAAAUUCCAUUCUGUUACGUAAAGUGUGAAAUUGGAGCGUUUCCGUAGCGCCGAAUUUUUGAUCGUGGGACGACUAGAUGUUUUUUGUAUAUAUGUACGAAUAUAUUUGCCAACAUUUAAACCACUUGCCAUUUUUUGUAUUACUGGGUUUAUAAGAUAGUGGACUUUAUUUUUGUAUAUUUUUUACAGUAUUAUUAAUGAUUUUACAGUAUUUAUUAUAUUAACGUAUAAGUACGUUUUCUUUUUUUUUUUCAUUUUAAUUUACAACGAAUUUUAUCUUUUUAAAUUAAUUUAUUGUGACGAAGAAGCGAUGAUGUUUUUAAGAAGAUAUACAGGGUGUUUCGCACUCUACGCGAUCGUACAACACGAUCGAAAAACUGAUAUAUGUGAUAGUAAAGCAAAGCACGCUUUGCGUAGAUUCGGAAGACCCUGUAUAUCGACUGAAUCUGUGGAGGAUUGUAAUCUGUUUAUUGCCCCGAGACUUUUUUGUUUUUGACGUACAUUCCUUUGUUUUUGCCGUAUGUUAUGCCACUAGUUAUUUGUUCCUACGCAACGUACUUAUCAAUUAGCUUUUCAAAGUCUUUUUUUUUGCCAGUAUUUUCUCUGAAAGCUCUAUUUGUGUAGUAUAGAAGAAAUGACGUUUCUUUUUUGGAUGUCUCACAAGAAAAUGUUUUUAAUAUAUGAGAGGAUAUGGCGAUUUUUAAAAACGUUCUUAAUUGUAUAUAGGCAGUUUCAAUUUUUUAAAAGUCGCGAUAUCGACCGAAAAUUAAAAUUGUAUUAUAUAAUUGUAAAA